AUGGCCUCAUUCUCCCGCCUAGUGCGCUUUACUUGCGAGGAUGGAAACUCAUACUUCGCUGAUCUUGGGCCUGUUGGCAACGAAACGCCUAUCCCAGGAACCCACCUCGAAGCAUUUCGAUCCUACGAGAAUCUACAAACGAAGACUGACGCAAAGAAAGUCACUAUCCAAAAACUCACCAUACCGUCCAACCCACCGCUUUGGACGAAGCCUGCUGCAUCUCUUGCGCAUCCGAACGAGGAGAUACCGAUCAACGACUUCUGCGCUCGGAGUCUUCCUGAUUAUGAGGGCGAGCUCGUCUUCGUUACUUCUGAAGAGUGUAAAGAUGUUACCGAGAGUCAAGCCAAGGACUAUAUCCUCGGCUACACAAUUGGGAACGACCUCACGUGCCGUAUGUUCCAGCUUCCAGGUAACAUGAGUGGUCAGUUCUUCUUCGCCAAAGCAUUUGACCAUUUUGCGCCUAUUGAUCCAGUCCUUAUCAGCCCGAAGCUGUUUGAGUCUGUGAAGAGAAACGGGCUCACGUUGAAAGUGAAUGGGGAAGUGCGGCAAAAAGCAGACCUCCAUAAUGACAUGAUCUUUUCACCAGAGAGAAUACUCAGCCACAUGAGCCAAGGCACCACUAUACCAGCAGGUACGGCAGUCAUGACAGGUACAUGUGAAGGUGUAGGCGCUUUCCGCAAACCGAAGGUUUUCCUGCAACAAGGGGAUGUUGUAGAAGUUUCCAUGCCACUGGCUGGGACUCUCAGGAAUACAAUCAAGUUGGAGUAG
Messenger RNA from Parastagonospora nodorum SN15, 768 nucleotides. RefSeq lists its product as hypothetical. The record is from RefSeq and is a predicted model, not a curated record. Gene Ontology annotation, molecular function: acetylpyruvate hydrolase activity. The transcript is spliced from 3 exons. The coding region runs from base 1 to 768 and encodes 255 amino acids. Lineage: Eukaryota; Fungi; Ascomycota; Dothideomycetes; Pleosporales; Phaeosphaeriaceae.